Messenger RNA from Protopolystoma xenopodis, 828 nucleotides. Lineage: Eukaryota; Metazoa; Platyhelminthes; Monogenea; Polystomatidea; Polystomatidae. The record is from the annotation of a GenBank genome assembly.
ACUCAUGUCUCCCAGGCUUUGGAUAGUUCCGGUCUCGACGCCCUGCACAUCGCCCGGGCACUAUCUCUUGUGAAAGAUGCAUCGCCUCCUCUUGAUCUCACCACGCCUCAAACGCCAACUCUCGCUCAACGUGGACUCGAACCGGCCACCUUAACUGGAAUGUUGGCUGCUCGUCGGAUUGAGAUGGAGCGCUCUAAGAUCGAGUCUCUCCUGCGACACGGUAUUGAGCUAGAAUUCCGAGCCGAGCAUGAUACCGGUCUCACGCUUUGGUCGGCCCAAGAAGCUGAGUUUGAGUUGAGGCGAGGCCAACCGUGUCUGGAGCAAGACUCCGCGGCGACUCUGACCCAACACCCAUGCACAGACUAUCCGGUAGCGCAAUCGUCUGUCCCCUAUUUUCCCCUUUGGUCUUGUCCAUCUACCCCCGAUUUGACGAGACCAGCCGGUCCUCCCGACUUGUGCCAUUCAGAGUUUUUGUCUGCCAAAAAGCACUCCAUGCUGCCGGAUCAUGGCAGGCGAUCUUCCGAAUUCAGCCAACCUCUUGCAGCCCAUGAGACCGACGUCUGGCGUGGAGCCGUGGCAACUCAUCCGACUUCCAACCACUCGCUGUCAGGCCGCCGGUUCCUCUUUGCAGAUCAUGCUCAACUUGCCAUGAAGAUCACUAUGGCGAGGCUCCCCGGUGUAGCCUCGGAAUCGCCCAGCCAUUUGACCAAUCCUGUAUCCGCCUGCUGCCUCUGUAACGAUGCCCCACGAGUCGGUGCCUCCACUCUGCCGGUCUAUUCUCAGCCACAGGUUACUGCCUGCAAGCUGCGGGAUGUCAUUUUUCUCUGA